GAAAUAUAUGUAUGACAUUUUCAAAUAAUUUUUUAUAACAUGGGAAAAUAGUAGUAUUCUUACUCAAAAAUGAAUACCUAAGCUAUAUGUGCCUAUUUAUCGCGAAAUUUGCACAUUUUGACCGUCCCGUCACUGAGCACAGCUUCGCGCUGCGCGACUGGCUCCAAACCGGAAGUGACGUAACCUACAGAACACAGAAGCGCAUCCGAAGCAAUAUGGCGGAAAACCAAAACAUCCGGCCAUAACACGUAGUGUUUUGCUGAGAGAAUCAUCAUGCCCGUCCGUUGCGUUGCGGGGUAUUGCUCCAACUCUUCCGAGAACAAGGAUGUGAGCUUUCACACAUUUCCAAAAGAUCCUGUUUUGCGGGAGAAAUGGGCUAAACAAGUGAACCGCACCGGAGUUAACUGGUCACCAUCGGAGCGGUCGGUUCUGUGUUCCGCGCAUUUCGAGGCCCAUCAUUUUGACGCUAGGCCAGCUCUAAAGGAGAAGCUUGGAUUUGCUGUCCGCUGUAAAAGGGUUUUGCUGCAAACGGCGAUUCCCACAAUCUUUCCACGCGGAGAGCCAGCCGCUACACCGCCCGAGAAGCCACGAACAUCCCGGGCCGUAGAGAAAAGGCGUAAUGCUGAGACAAUCAAGGAAUGCAUGGCUUCCUACGAGAAAGGGCAAAAGGAGCUUCGCCUUGACAUUGAUGUGAACCCACCAGUGAAAUCCUGUGGUGUACAGGCCUACCUGAAACCCAAGUCACGGGACGUCGCUGUUCAACACAGAGCACGUGCACGUGGACGCACCAAAGGUGUGCAGGUAAACAUGACACCUGUAACUGUGAAGAUGGUGACGGUCGCCACACAGACGAAAGAAAGCAGUUUCAAGAAGAAGACGUUAGAUCGACCCCUGGAUGAGGAGCCAAUGUCUAUGUCAGAUGAAGACGAACAGUCUGACUCUGGGAGCGAAUAUGUACCAUCUGAUGAAGAAAUGGAGGAAGACCAGGAUCACUCAGAACAGGAACCAUGUAACACCCCACCCAAACAUGGGGUUUUCUUGGUUUUCUGGGCGUGCCUUGCAGAUCUGAUCACUACGUGGUUCAGCUGUCCGGAGUGCACUUGCAGAAAGCUGUCGUAUGAGUGCAGGGAGGUGGGCACCCUGUUAAAAGUGGCACUCACAUGCAGCAAUUGCAAGUACAGAGGAAAGUGGAAAAGCCAGCCCUUCUACGGGAGGACUGCGGCAGGCAACAUCCUGUUGUCUGCUGCCAUCUUGUUCAGCGGAGCCUCGGUGACCAAGGUUCUAUGGGUAUUGUCCCACAUGGGAGUUGCGGUCAUAUGUGCGCGCUCGUUCUUCCGCCACCAAGAGAAGAUCCUGUUCACCGCUGUGGAGCGCAUCUGGCGAGAAAUGCAAGUCGGGAUGCUGUACGUCCUACAGAGCGAGAGUCCGAUCGUGUGUGGCGGGGAUGGCCGUGCUGACAGCCCCGGCCACUGUGCGAAGUACGGCUCGUACACCCUGAUGGAGUUAAACCAAAGAAAGGUCAUCGACGUGCAGCUAGUCCAGAGCAACGAGGUAGGUGGAUCCUAUCACAUGGAGCAAAACGGAUUGGAGAAGUCCUUGGCGUGGAUGGAGAGUGUGGAUGUGGAGGUGGGGACUCUCGUCACUGACCGACACGUAGGCAUCAACAAGAUGAUCAGAGAGGAUCACCCUACUAUCAAGCACCUGUUUGACAUCUGGCAUGUUGCCAAAAGUGUGAAGAAAAAGCUCCAACACUUGAGCCAGAGGAAAGGGUGCCAGGUCCUGAAGCCUUGGGUGGGCAGCAUCAUAAACCACUUGUAUUGGGCAGUGGUGUCAAGUCCAGAUGACAACAGACGGCUCGCUGUUGACAAGUGGAAGUCAGUAGUGUCUCACAUCUGUAACAAGCAUGAAGGUUUCCAGGGACAGUUCCCCCGCUGUGAACAUGGGCCUCUGGAAGGACGGGAGCAGGAGAAGGCCUGGCUUACUGCAAGUACACAACUGUCAACAGAUGAAGAGAAGAUAGUCUACAACGACAAGUUACUGAAGGACAUUGGACGCCUGUCACCUGUUUUCCAGACCUGGUCACUUGAAGCCUUCCAUAGUUUGAUCUUACAUUUUGCUCCGAAGAUGUUUGCCUUCUGCAACAAAGGGAUGGAAUCCAGGUAAUGAUUUUGGUUGCAU
This is a messenger RNA of Branchiostoma belcheri (Belcher's lancelet), 2178 nucleotides long. RefSeq lists its product as uncharacterized. Bases 274 to 2163 code for a protein of 629 amino acids. The transcript has 7 exons. The record is from RefSeq and is a predicted model, not a curated record. Lineage: Eukaryota; Metazoa; Chordata; Leptocardii; Amphioxiformes; Branchiostomatidae.